Messenger RNA from Anopheles stephensi (Asian malaria mosquito), 2424 nucleotides. It is a transcript of the gene tobi, whose product is annotated as myogenesis-regulating glycosidase. The record is from RefSeq and is a predicted model, not a curated record. The coding region runs from base 74 to 2023 and encodes 649 amino acids. Gene Ontology annotation, biological process: carbohydrate metabolic process. Gene Ontology annotation, molecular function: hydrolase activity, hydrolyzing O-glycosyl compounds. The transcript is spliced from 2 exons. NCBI's taxonomy places the organism in Eukaryota, Metazoa, Arthropoda, Insecta, Diptera, Culicidae.
GGCCAAUUCGCAUGUUAUUCUCACCCCUAAUGGAUCUCUACUGCAGGUAGUGUAGUGUCUCUUAUUGAAUAGGAUGUCCCGCGUCAGGAUGAGCAGUCUGUGUCUGCUGCUGGUGGUGGUGAUCGUUUCGGCGGGAAGCGGAGUGAUCGCACAGACCGAGUACAACUUAACGUUCGAUGGUGCGCCAACCGUCGUCAGCAUUAACCUGAAAACCCGUGAACUGCGCGUUACUUACUCCGGCCAGGUGGUGCAACAGAUCCGGCUCAGCUCGAACCUUGAUCCGGCGGCCCGCUACACCGAAACGGCAACCGGCUUCACCCUCACGAACGACGCGACGGACGAAACCGUGCUGGAACUCGCGAAGGAGGUCGACGACACGCACUACUCUCAGUUUUCCGUGACGCGAAAUGGAGUUCCGCGGAACGUCACGACCGUCGACUGUGUCAGUCUGCUCGGCACGAACUGGUACGGUGGACCGCAACAAAAGCAUCAGUACUGGCCGGUGCAGAAGCUGCGCUUCAAUCGCUACAGCAUGCUGUCGAAGGAGGCGGACAACAGUGCGGUCGGGGACCGGUACUGGCUGAAUGCGCUCGGGUCGUUUCUGUACGUGGAUCCGUGGGCACCGCUGUUCGUCGAUCAGAACUAUGGUCAGCCGGGCUUUAUGUGUCUGGAAAGUCGAGCCGUGCUGCCGUACGACACAUACGAGGCAUCUUACAACGUGCAGUACAUGAUCGGUGUGGAAGCGGAUGCGCGGGCCGCACACAUGGCCGCCGUUAAACAUAUCCUGGGCAAACCUACGGGCCAUCCGGCUGAAUCAAUGGUAGCGGACCCGAUCUGGUCGACGUGGGCCCGCUACAAGCGGGACAUAAACGAUGAGGUCGUGCGCAACUUUGCUCAGGAGAUCAUUUCCAACGGGUUCGGCGGUCAGUACGAGCUGGAUGACGAUUGGGAGUGGUGCUACGGGGCGCUCACCUUCAACCGUACCAAGUUCCCGGACAUUCGCAACACCAUUACCACGAUCCGGCAGCUCGGGUUCGCACGGACCACGCUGUGGAUCCAUCCGUUCAUUAACAAAGGUUGCGAACCGUGGUAUUCGGAGGCGCACCGGCGCGGUUAUCUGGUGGCGGACCACUCGGGAAGCACCGACACCGAAUGGUGGAACUCGGUGCGUGGUCAGGCUGCGUACAUCGACUUUACGAAGGCGGACGUUCGCGAGUGGUUCUCGAAGCGGCUGCAAGCCAUUCUGGAUGAGUCCGGCAUCGAUAGCUUCAAGUUUGACGCUGGUGAGAGCAGCUGGACCCCACCGGACCCGGUGCUGAAUGGGCCGGCAGGUCGACGCCCAAGCCAGAUCGUCGGUGACUAUCUGCGCACGGUGGCACAGUUUGGAGAUUUGGUCGAGGUGCGGUCUGCCCUCGGCACGCAGGAUUUGCCCGUGUUUGUGCGCAUGAUCGACAAGGAUUCGAACUGGGGCUGGAAUAAUGGGCUGCCGACGCUCAUCACCACGCUGCUGCAGCUGAACAUGGUCGGGUAUCCGCUCGUGCUGCCCGAUAUGGUCGGUGGCAAUGGGUACGACGACAGCCCACCGUCGAAGGAAAUGUUCAUCCGAUGGCUGCAGGCGAACGUGUUCAUGCCCAGCAUACAGUACUCGUUCGUGCCGUGGGACUUUGACAGCGAAACGGUCACCAUUGCGCUGGCCAUGACCGCGCUACACCGCCGGAUGGCACCGGCCAUCAUGGAGCGCUUUGCACUGGCCGUCUCGGACGGGUUGCCGGUGAAUCCACCGCUCUGGUGGGUCGAUCCGAGCGACACCACUGCCCAACAAAUUUACGAUCAAUAUCUGCUCGGCGAUGACAUCAUCGCUGCACCGGUGAUUGUGGAGAAUGCGCGGGCUCGCGAUAUCUACCUGCCACGUGGUUCCUGGACCGAUGGCAACAGCGGCGAACAGCACACCGGCCCGAAAUGGUUACGAAACUAUCCGGUUCCCUUGUCGAUGGUGCCGUACUUCACGCGCAAGGUUGUUUAGUCUGGUUUAGCUGGACCGCCGCCGCCGCUGCCUGCACUGCUUAGCGAGCGAAACCUUGAAUAUCAAAACGUGGCCCUAAUUUGGUUUGAAUCGUGAAAGCGAACGUCCAACCGCAAUCUUCAUGUACUGCAGCCACUGCUGUGAAGCUAAAUGGAGCUGCGAUUGGCCUGGCCUGUAUGUUGCGUGUAUUCGAGGUGGAGUAAAUUAGCCGGACCCCGCGUGUUUGGGGUCCCUAUUGAACUUCAUGCUAACUUCAUGGAAGAAGUUAUUUUCUGAGGCCAUGAGGUUCUAGAUUUACCUCUCCCUAAUAUGUGAAAAAAACAUGUUUUCUACUUCUAAUAAGAAACUUUGAAAAACUUGGCAACCAAAAGCUGAAAUAUAUAAGUUUUAUAACUAAUUUA